Messenger RNA from Rhinopithecus roxellana (golden snub-nosed monkey), 1725 nucleotides. It is a transcript of the gene TMEM53, whose product is annotated as transmembrane protein 53. The record is from RefSeq and is a predicted model, not a curated record. The coding region runs from base 727 to 1341 and encodes 204 amino acids. Lineage: Eukaryota; Metazoa; Chordata; Mammalia; Primates; Cercopithecidae. The transcript has 5 exons.
ACAGAGCGCGGCGCAGGGAUUGGGCCGUGUCGGGGGAGGUGUGUGGUGAUUGGGCGGCGCCCAGGAGGCGCCCGGGUGAGGCAAGGGUGCGCAAGCUAGAGUUCCGGCUGGAGGCCCGUGCUCCGGGCUGGCGCCUUCACCAUGGCCUCGGCAGAGCUGGACUACACCAUCGAGAUCCCAGAUCAACCCUGCUGGAGCCAGAGAAGUCAUCACGGGCACCCAGGAAACAGUGCUAAAGGGUCUGGACCACCAUGAUAGGCCCUGUGGUGGGGGAGGCUUCCUGGAGAAGAGCUGCCCAAGCUGGACCUGAAGCUUCAGGAGGGCUCACGGACCCCCGAUGAGCAGCAGAAAGUGCAGAAGUCAAGUCCACGGCCAUACCACCUUGAACAUGCUGAUCCAGAAGCUAAGCAUUGUCAGAGAACAUCCCCAGCCCAGGUGGGAAGGAGGCAGAAACUCGGCAGCCUGUGGUGAUUCUCUUGGGCUGGGGUGGCUGCAAGGACAAGAACCUUGCCAAGUACAGCGCCAUCUACCACAAAAGGUGGGCAGCCCACCCUUGAUGUGCCUCACAGUUGUGGAGUCGGCCCAGGCUCCCAUCCCUGUUAACUGGCCAGUGCCUCUGCGGGCAGCAGGAGCUGGGACUGGGUGUCUGGGCAUAGCUUGUACUCCCAGGACCUCCUCCUUUCCCACCAGGGCUGCAUUGUAAUCCGAUACACAGCCCCGUGGCACAUGGUCUUCUUCUCCGAGUCGCUGGGCAUCCCUUCACUUCGUGUUUUGGCCCAGAAGCUGCUCGAGCUGCUCUUUGACUAUGAGAUUGAGAAGGAGCCCCUGCUCUUCCAUGUCUUCAGCAACGGUGGCGUCAUGCUGUACCGCUACGUGCUGGAGCUCCUGCAGACCCGUCGCUUCUGUCACCUGCGUGUGGUGGGCACCAUCUUUGACAGCGCUCCUGGUGACAGCAACCUGGUAGGGGCUCUGCGGGCCCUGGCAGCCAUCCUGGAGCGCCGGGCUGCCGUGCUGCGCCUGUUGCUGCUGGUGGCCUUUGCCCUGGUGGUUGUCCUGUUCCGCGUCCUGCUUGCUCCCAUCACAGCCCUCUUCCACACCCACUUCUAUGACAGGCUACAGGACGCGGGCUCUCGCUGGCCUGAACUUUACCUCUACUCAAGGGCUGACGAAGUAGUCCCGGCCAGAGACGUAGAACGCAUGGUGGAGGCACGCCUGGCACGUCGGGUCCUGGCACGUUCUGUGGACUUUGUGUCAUCUGCACACGUCAGCCACCUCCGUGACUACCCUACUUACUACACAAGCCUCUGUGUCGACUUCAUGCGCAACUGUGUCCACUGCUGAGGUCACUGCUCCACCUCACCUCUGCUCCAGAAAUAAAUGCCUGACGCCUCCCCACAACCUGCAUCUGUAGGGCACUCUUCUGGUUCAACUCUUUGUAGCCCUUUGGGACUCUGCAGUCCCCUAAGUAGAAAAUUCCUAUGGGCCUGUCUCUUUGGGGCCUCCGUCUGCUGGUGGUCUGCAUACCACAGAAUCCUAAAGGGCAGGAGUGCCUGGGCAUGUGUCUGUGGGAGCCUUGUAGUCAUUUGUCUUUGGACAAGCGCAACAGUCAGGCUGCUGAUUCCUGUGGCAUGCAGGCUGUAAAGGUUGACAAACGGAGGGAGGUGUUGAGGGUGAGCCCUAGUUGAUUUUUUUAAAUUUAAACUGUGGUAAGAACAUUUAACAUGA